AUGGAUGUAGAUGAGGAGAUUAUCGACAUUGGCAGCGACGAAGAAAAGCAAGAGUUGCAAAGACUAGCAAUGAGCGAGCCAUCACAGCCGCAAUCAAGCGACAUCAAGCAAGCUGAACCCACAGAGCAAGACACAUGGACCGCGCCAGCACCACCCGCCAGUGACAACUUGGAUAUGGAUGACGAAUCUCGCAAACUGAUUGAACAGAUGCUAGCAGAAGAAGCGUACUUUUACGGCAGAGAUACCAUCAGCACUUUGAAGCAGCAAUCUGCGCCCAAGAAGAAGCGCAAAUCACCAAUCAAAGACAAAGACUACGACUUUGAGCAUGAUACAUCUACAGCAACGACAAGCACAUACACAAAAAAAUCUCGAAAAGAAGGAGCCAUUUUAUCGUCUGCAUCAUUACCCUCUCACAAAACACGGUGGAAUGAGGAAGAGGAUGAUUUGUUAAAAGAGGCAUUGAUCAAGUACGGUUAUGGCAACUGGAGACUCAUCUCUGAGCAUGUCAAGACGAGGAAUCCGCUACAAUGCAAGAACCAUGCCAGACAUUUACAGCAAUAUGACAAGAUUGAUAGCUCCAUACUACAGCCUUCCACAUCAAUACAGUCUCCCUCUCCAGCACCACAGCAGCAGAAACCAGACAAGGCAGAGACUGAAGAGAUACAGAUAGAGCAACAGGAAGCAGCGUUGUCAGAGGAUGAUUUCUCAAUUGAAAGUGAUGAGGAAGAGCCACCCAUGGCUGUCAAAGAAGAGCAACCAGAUAUACCCAAACAGGAACCCGAGGAACCUGCAAGAUCAGAAACACCCACUAUUACUACUACGACUCCACCUAAUACAGCAACGAUCAAAACGGAUCAAGAUGAGAUGACGAACGAUACCCAGGCACCUACAGCACCUACAGCACCUACAGCACCUACAGCACCACACAUCCACCAAUCAGAAGCGAUCCAAUUUUCCCCAUUUGAGGUAUCAGAACAAGAAAUGGCUCACAAUCCAGAAUGGUUCAAGCAGAAAUACAGCAAGACACCAGACCGUUACCUCAAAAUACGAAAUCACAUGUUGGCAUGUUGGAAGUUAGUCAAACCUAAAUACCUCACCAAGACAAGCGCCCGCAAAGGCCUCAAAGACUGUGGUGAUGUGAAUGCGAUAGGCAGAGUGCAUGAGUAUCUUGAAUCAAUUGGCGCCAUCAAUGUGGAUUGUGUUACAAGUGCACCGCGACCUCCUCGACGGGUCCCGCGUGAGUGGAAUGGCCAGGGCGAUGACGAGGAGCAGAUAUUGUUUGAUGCCAUGGAGGAUGCAUCUGGUAAUGUUGUAGGUUACGAUGGGCCUAGAAAACGCAAGGUGCGAAAUGAAGCUGGAGAAUGGGUGGACCCAAAGGAAUUGGAAGGACGAGUCAUUGAACAUGGUCAAGUGAUUGUUAGACUAGAUUCAAAACCGACACGUACGGUAAAGCGAUUAUCUCAUCACUACUACGGAGGCGACGAUUUUGGAAGAGGCUACGAUCCCUUUAGAUUAGUGCCAACAGAGCACUAUACGGAGGAUAAUCCAGCACCCUUUGAACUCGAAAUAUCCAGCGAUUGCUUGCUGGUGAUGGAUUUCCAUUCGCAUUUAGCGCACACAGAGAUCAUUGGCUUAUUGGGCGGUAACUUUAUCACAAGGGGUGAAUCCAAGAUUCUGCAAGUGAAAGUCGUGUUUCCAUGUCAGAGUACGAGUACCGGUAUUCAGUGCGAAAUGGAUCCAGCGUCAGAGAUGCAAGCCCGUGAAGUGUUUGCAGCGAAGGGUCUAAACGUGGUAGGCUGGUAUCAUUCACAUCCCACAUUUGAGCCACAUCCCAGUAUCAGAGACAUUGAGAAUCAGACAUCGUAUCAAACGCUAUUCAGAGAAGAAAAGACAGGCGAUGAGCCGUUUAUCGGCGUGAUUGUAACACCAUACGACCCUGAAAUUCAAAGCGAAAGUUCACAGAUCCAGUAUUUGCACAUCAGUAAGGAAUGGAACUCGUUACACUCAUUUCGUGUGCCAUUUGCAUGUCGUAGAACCGUGAUACAAAGCGAGCAGGUCUCUGUUGACAUUAUGGAUCAACUCUUAAGACUGAUACAAGAGUACAAGGAUUACGAGCACAAAGUGAACAUGAUGCUUCCGUUCGGCUCUCAGUCGAGAUUGGACAAAUUACUGGAUUCCUUGAGAGCGCACAUCUUUAUGAGUAAUGAGAAUGAAACCGAGUUUAUCCUCAAAGUCAAGGAGGCUGUGUACAAUGAUUUCAUUGAUCAAGCACACAAGCAAGAAGGGGCAAAUGGUGGUGACAAUAAAGAGGGUUAA
Mucor velutinosus is the source of this 2316-nucleotide messenger RNA. RefSeq lists its product as uncharacterized. Lineage: Eukaryota; Fungi; Mucoromycota; Mucoromycetes; Mucorales; Mucoraceae. The record is from RefSeq and is a predicted model, not a curated record. Bases 1 to 2316 code for a protein of 771 amino acids. Gene Ontology annotation, molecular function: metallopeptidase activity; protein binding. The transcript is spliced from 9 exons.